Messenger RNA from Nycticebus coucang (slow loris), 612 nucleotides. It is a transcript of the gene GJE1, whose product is annotated as gap junction protein epsilon 1. The record is from RefSeq and is a predicted model, not a curated record. Gene Ontology annotation, cellular component: connexin complex. Gene Ontology annotation, biological process: cell communication. Lineage: Eukaryota; Metazoa; Chordata; Mammalia; Primates; Lorisidae.
AUGUUACUAAACUACAUAAAAAACUUCUAGGAAGGAUGUGUUAAACUUCCAGCGGUAAUUGGUCUCCAUACCAUUUUCUUUGAUUCUGUCUGAACAUUCUUUGUGGGGGAACUAGGCUUUGCAGUCUAUAGGCAUGAGGCUUUGCAGUUCAGUUGUGUCCCAGACAAGAGAGAAAGAAAUCUCUUCUGUUACCAUCGGCUUAGGCCAAUCCCUCCGCAAGUUUUCUGGGCAUUCCACCUGGUGAUUGUUCUAGUUCCUGGAACUAUUUUCCAUCUUAUUCCAUAAGCUGCAUGUAAAAGCAUUGAUCAAGGAUGUAUUUUUCAAAAACCCAUCUACACCAUAAUUUACAUCCUCGCUGUUUUAUUGAGAAUUAGUCUACAGGUUAUAGCAUUUUGACUUCAGACUAUCCUUGUUGAUUUCCAAGUAAAAUCUUUCCCUGUGGAUGAUCUUAGGGGGAAAAAAUUGACUACUAGAAAAUGUAUGGUUCUAGAACACUUGGAAAAGACCAUUUUUCUCAUUGCAGUGUAUACAUGUACUAUAAUUAAAAUGGUAUUAUGUGCUGCUGAGAUUUUUGAGAUCAUAUUUAGAGGACUAUGCUUUCCAUGUAGGUAA